This is a messenger RNA of Egretta garzetta (little egret), 2590 nucleotides long. It is a transcript of the gene THAP9, whose product is annotated as THAP domain containing 9. The transcript has 3 exons. NCBI's taxonomy places the organism in Eukaryota, Metazoa, Chordata, Aves, Pelecaniformes, Ardeidae. The record is from RefSeq and is a predicted model, not a curated record. Bases 90 to 2228 code for a protein of 712 amino acids.
CCGGGAGAUGCUCUCCUGCGCACCAGCCCAGAACGGUGGCGAAUGUCCUCCGAGAGCUGGUGGAGAAGCAGCAGCUUUCUGAAGAAACCAUGAGUUUGCUGCAGGCCCAGUUUUCAGAUUUGCCUUGUGAGUUGCACAGCUGGAGGCAGAUGGCAGAAUACUCACCAGAAAUGAGGCAAUUUGCUUGUGUUCUCCACCUCUACCAUAUUAAGGCCUAUGAUUAUCUGCGGAGGAUUUUUCCUCUCCCUCAUCCUUACAGUCUGACAAAGCAAGUUUUUAUUUGUUCAUUCAUUCUGAAUUCCAGUUGGCUCUCUAAUAAUGAGGCUGCUGCAGGCUUCAGCAACAACAUUUUUCUCCGCCUUCAGGAAAAGGUGGAAAGAGGGGAACAGGCCUACCGCUACUGUGCCCUGAUGGUACAAGACAUGUCCCUGCAGAAGCAGCGGGAGUGGGACCUGCAGACCCAACGCCUUACAGGCUUUGUUGACUUGGGAGCAGGUGUCCUUGAUGCCGACGAAGCUCCACUGGCCUCAGAAGCGAUAAUCCUCAUGGCAGUUGGCAUCUCAAGUCCCUGGACAGCUCCACUUGGCUACUUCUUUGUGAACAGCACGACCGGCCACUUACUUGCUCAGCUGCUUCGUCAGACCAUCAACAAGCUGAACAACAUUGGCAUCACAGUGCUGUCUGUGACGUCAGGUGCCACCGCUCGUGGUGCUGAGACUGCCAGAGCUCUGGGGAUCAGAACAGAUCCUGAAAGGAUUCAGUGCACUUUCCAGCAUCCGCCCGGCUCUGCUCACAGCAUCACAUACUUCUUUGACAUUUGCCAUGCCCUCCAGCUGAUUAGGAAUGCUCUGCAAUGGUUCCAGAAGAUAGAGUGUCUCAGUGACACCGUGUGGUGGCAGCAUGUGGUGGACCUGGCAGUUUUGCAGGAGCAGAGGGUAUUAGAGCCAUGCAGUCCCAAGUCAGGCAGACCUGGGAGUGAGGAGAGUUACCACCUGAAGGUCAACCUUGCUACCCUGUUGUUCAGUGAGGGUGUUGCUGAUGCGCUGGAACACCUCCAGGAGCUGGGCCUGGCCUCAUUCCAGAACUGCAGUGGUACUGUCAAGUUCGUGCGUUUGAUGAGCAGUCUGUGUGACAUAUUUCAUGGCAGAGGUCCCUACAGAAGGGGAACGGAGGUGCCUUUGCUAGCUGGAAACUACACCAAAAUAAGCCACCUCUUUAAUGAGGCAAAGAGCUUCUUCGUCACCUUAACAGACUCUACGGGGAGGUACAUUAUUAAGAGCAAACGCAAACUAGGGUUUUUGAGUUUCUUGCUCAAUGCUGAAAGCCUCAAGUGGCUUUAUGCCAACUAUGUGUGUCCAGAAGGCACUCCUUCCCACCACCUCCUGACCUACGCCUUCAGCCUUGACCCACUGGAGCUGUUUCUCGGGGCCCUCCAGCAAGCCUGUGGCAGCAGCGGGAGCCCCACCUGCACUGUGUUCCAGGCUGCUUAUCACAAACUGCUGGCCAGCUGCAGCCUGGCACCAGGCUCACGGCACAGCAGUGGCUCAGGCAGUAUGAGCUCCUUGGACAUAGCCCUGUCUCGUAGGAGAGAUCUGACCCUCGGCAGUGUUCGUGCUCAGUAUAACCCAGCUUGUGGCAGAAUGCUGGCAACAGAGCACCCCUAUUGUGCAGGCCUUCUUUUGCACAGCUCUGCACUGAGUAACGCGCUGACGGACCUAUCACUGCAUGUGCAGAGUGUCACCUGCACCGCAGGCUUCGUUGCUGAGCAGUUAGCCUCUGACUUGCAAUGUGAGGCUUGUCUUGCUUCUCUCUUUGAGUCAGAUGAGAGCAGGGUAAGAUGCGGGUCAGUGCUCUACAUAAAAAAGUUAGGUGGUGUGAGUCUGCCCUCAGCAAGUGUGUACCACAUAACAAGCAUUUCGGAACAAGUCCUAAACCGGUAUGGCAAAGUAGGAGAUGACAACAAAACCAGCAAGCUAUGGCAUUUGUCUCUAGAACAGAAAGUCUUCCAGGAGCUUCUGGGAGAAAGUCCCUUCUUCCCCACUCUCACAAACCAUUUAUUUGAUGGGGAGUUGUGUGUGAACAAUCACUACACAAUCUUAGUAAAGGAAAUAACACGAUGUUACUUAAACAUCAGAACAAACCAUGCCAAACACCUGACCUUGAAAUACCAUUGUGGAAGGAAGGCACAGACUGAAGGGAAAACAUCUGUUUCCAUCACCACUGGGUAGCUGUCAGUCAAGUCAAACUCAUGCAGGGUCAUAAGUGCUCAUUGCUCUUCCAAGGAUUGCUGUCCCCUACUGAGGCUCAGUGAUGGCCAGAUCUAGGCAACACAUGCAGGGAAAUUAUGUGGUGUCUUCCUGUGAUUUGGCUGGCAAAACUGGUGUGAUAGUGAUUUGUUGAGCCACUGCAAGCUGUCUGAUCAGUUUGGAAGUUCAUCUGAUCCUGGGAAGGUGGGAGGGGACACUGCAGCGUGUCCUCUGGAGAUGCUGGGUGGCUUAGUGCUGAGUGCUCUUGCAAGCAAAAAAAUUGAUGUAUCUUCCAUGUAGUUGUAGGGGGAUCAUGUAUGCUGGCAAUUUCGCCAAAGCAGAUC